Molecule: messenger RNA, 1902 nt
Organism: Fragaria vesca subsp. vesca
Lineage: Eukaryota; Viridiplantae; Streptophyta; Magnoliopsida; Rosales; Rosaceae
Product: 6-phosphofructokinase 2-like
Exons: 2
Coding region: 116-1549 (477 amino acids)
Biological process (GO): glycolytic process; fructose 6-phosphate metabolic process
Cellular component (GO): cytoplasm
Molecular function (GO): 6-phosphofructokinase activity; ATP binding
Source: RefSeq, a predicted model, not a curated record
CUCUGUCGAAAUGAUCGAUGACGACUUGAGUCUGCAAGUCUAGAUGAGUUGAGCGAUCGAACCAAACAAACAAACAACGAAACCAAACGAAAGAAAUUAAGCAGACUAUCUUGCCAUGCCGCAUCCAGAACCUGAGCACAAACAACUUAAUCCAAUCAAUCCAAUAGAGGUUGAUGAUGAUGACGGUGAUGAGUUGAUCUUGUCAUUGUCGCCGGUGAAGCUCCAAAGGCUACCCCACCUCACCGACUAUCUCUCACAACUCCCAACCCACAACAACCCACUCGAACACAACCCCUUCUACCACCCCUCCGACGGCUUCUACAUAACCCCAUCCGAUGUCAUCCUCCGCCAGAUUGUCUACGACCUCUCCGCCGCCGGCGCCUCCUCUGGUCCCGCCUCAGCUUACCAUCGCGCCGGCCCCCGACGGCACAUAUUCUUCGAGCCGUCGAGCAUCAAGGCGGCUAUAGUGACAUGCGGUGGGCUGUGCCCGGGAAUGAACACGGUGGUGAGAGAGCUGGUUCUUGCCCUCUGGGACCUGUACGGAGUCCGUCAGAUUUUUGGUAUCAAGGCUGGCUAUCGUGGAUUUCACUCUAUGGACCCUAUCCAGCUUGACCCAAAGCUCGUCCACAACUGGCACAAGAAUGGCGGCACUGUCCUCGAGACCUCCCGAGGUGGUUUUGAUCUCCAUAAGAUUGUCGAUGCCAUCCAAAAUCGCGGCUAUAACCAGGUGUACAUCAUAGGUGGAGACGGCACAAUGCGUGGGGCAGUUGAUAUAUUUCAUGAGAUUUGCAGGCGAAAACUGAAAAUUGGGGUUACUGGGAUUCCAAAAACAGUUGACAAUGAUGUUGGCAUCAUUGACAAAUCUUUCGGAUUCCAGACAGCAGUAGAAAUGGCCCAGCAGGCAAUAAGUGCAGGUCAUGUGGAGGCUGAAAGUGCAGUGAAUGGAAUAGGCUUGGUCAAGUUGAUGGGUCGAAGUACUGGCCACAUUGCUCUGCACGCAACAUUGAGCAGCCGAGAUGUGGACUGCUGCCUAAUCCCUGAAACUGAGUUUUACCUGGAAGGAAAAGGAGGUUUAUUUGAAUUCAUGGAGCAGCGACUGAGGGAGAAUGGACACGCAGUGUUAGUUGUGGCUGAAGGAGCGGGACAGGAUAUAAUUCCGAGGAACGAGGCUCAGAAACAAGAGAGGGAUGAAUCUGGGAACCCAGUGUUCCUAGAUGUUGGCCAAUGGUUGAAGUCGGAGCUCAAGAAUUGGUGGAGCAGGGAUCACCCCAACGAGCUGGUCACAGUCAAGUACAUAGACCCUACAUACAUGAUCCGAGCCGUCCCUGCAAAUGCUACAGAUAACUUGUACUGUACACUUCUUGCCCAUUCAGCUAUUCAUGGAGUGAUGGCUGGUUACACUGGAUUCGUCCCUGGCCCCAUCAAUGGCAACUAUGCUUACAUUCCAGUUGAAGAGGUGGCGAAGGCUAAGAAUGUGGUCAACACAAGAGACCACAAAUGGGCGUGGGUAAGAUCUGUCACCAACCAGCCUGAUUUUAACAGAACUUGACUGAUCCCAUCAAUUGGAUCACGGAGGAGUUUAAUCCCAUCUCUAGUUUUGUGUAAGCCAGCUACCUUUUCACAUCGAUCACUAUUGUAAAUUUGUAAUUUGAUGCUUAUCUGCAUGUCUUGAUGAUAAGCGUUAUCUGCAAACUGACACAUUUAAUAGUUCUAGUGAUGAUGGAAUAAGCAUUUGGCAUUUGUGUGCUAUAUAGUUUUAGAUUGAUCUUUCUGAAGAAUAAGGUGCUGUGUGUGUCGGCUGUCCGAACAAUAGUUUUCAGAUGGUGUAAUUUUGUAUGAAUAUGGCAUGAGAGAUCAAGUCAAUAAAACUGAAAUAUAAUGCUGGUUCUGUUUAGAGGAAUC